Penicillium lagena is the source of this 921-nucleotide messenger RNA. Its product is annotated as Zn(II)2Cys6 transcription factor domain-containing protein. Bases 1 to 921 code for a protein of 306 amino acids. Gene Ontology annotation, biological process: regulation of DNA-templated transcription. NCBI's taxonomy places the organism in Eukaryota, Fungi, Ascomycota, Eurotiomycetes, Eurotiales, Aspergillaceae. Gene Ontology annotation, molecular function: zinc ion binding; DNA-binding transcription factor activity, RNA polymerase II-specific. The record is from RefSeq and is a predicted model, not a curated record. The transcript is spliced from 3 exons.
AUGGCUGCGCGCCAAUCGACACCCACGUCCGAUCACUCACAUUCGGACGGCAAUGUUCGUAAGCGGGUGUGCAAGGCCUGCGACCGCUGUCGGCUGAAGAAAUCCAAGUGUGAUGGAGCAAGCCCGUGCUCGCGCUGUCGAGCAGACAACGCCAUCUGCGUCUUCGGGGAACGCAAGAAGGCCCAUGAUAAAGUGUAUCCGAAGGGAUAUGUUGAGAUGCUGGAACAGCAACAAGCCUGGCUGGUCCACGGCCUACAGGAGCUCUACCGACAAUCCAUCGACGGGGAAGGCUGGACCGGCGACCGACUGAAGCCCGAGCCCAACGGCCACCCGCUCACACACGACCUGCUCACCCGCCUGGGCGCCCUCGAUCACAGUAAGGGCGAGCACUUCGAAGAAAACCCCGACACCAUGCAGCAGGACUUGUGGCGCUCCAACGCCGGCCAUAUGCAGCGCCAGGAGUCGUCCGACGGCAGCGCCGAUAGCCCGCAGUCCCCCACGUCUCGGUCUCGCUUUUCGUCCGACACCUUCAGUCAGCGCCAGAUGCCUCCCACGCCGCCGGCCUAUAGCCCGACGGCACGCGCACCCCAAAUCAAGGCAGAGCCUCAGAUGUCCGGCAGCUAUGCGCCGCAUCUGCCCAUGCACGGCGUGGUCAACCCGCUCGCUCUGCAGGGUGGGCCUCAACAGCAACAGCAGUGGUCCAGUAACCCCAGCUUUAAUCCUUUUGAUGAGAUGGACCUCAUGAACUCGGCUGACUAUGCCAACUUGUCGUUCGAUGACAACCAAAUGGCCUCACCCAUGUUCAACCGCCACAUGCCCAUGAACUGCAUGUCGUCAGGGUCCUUUGUCGACUCCAAGAACGACUACGAAGACUUCAACCAGUUCCUCAAUCCAAAUCCGACGGAGAUCACCUCCAUCUGA